CAGGUAUGCAGUGGUCACUGGGCCGAGAAUGAUGUGCCCUUCACUGCCUUCACCAUCAUCCAUCAAACAAUCAACACUUUUUCUCUCUCUGUACGUGUAUCAAUUUGACAUUUUCUGCUCAGCCUCUUCGCUACGGCAUCAUUUUACCGGAAAGCUCAUCAUCCGUCUACCGCGUCAUACAUUGGCUGUUCGCCUGUCUUCGCUUCUCUUCGGUGACGCGCCCUGGUUGGUUCGUCGUCGAGAUUGUCCGUGUUUCAUCAGCUUUUCUCGUCAACCCGCGACACUGCCACCGUUUGAUCGACUCCCUUUUCGAGAGGGGUCAUGAACUGCAUGAACUGCUUCUGGGAGAGAUAAAAAGUUCUGGUCAACUCACCCUGUCGCGGCAUUCGCCAUGUCAACUACUGAUCAGCAUUUCACCGCCAAUCUCACCAUGACCGACCUUCACUCUGGCUUUCACUUCGACACCACUCCCCACAAACGGAAACGAAGAACUGAUGAUCCGAAUGAUGACCCUUUCACGCGGAGUCCAAAGAGGAGACCAGUUCACUGUUUGCCGAUAAGGUUGUCUCCUUCGCGACCACGGCCUCAUCCUCAAGCAUUCUCGAUGUUUACCUCUAUCUACCAACCACCUCCGACACCUGUGGAUACAUCCGAAGACGAAAGUCCGUCUGAACCACGGGAGGAGAGCCUUUGGCCCUCCAAGUCUCGCUCAGCACAUGACUCUCAGGGAAGUGAUAGUAGUACAUCUUCGCUGCAGGCGCAAUGUGGAGAUCUCGACGUCGAUAUGGAUAUGGCCUCUGCAGCACAGCCGAAGAUAAGGAGGGCUCGGUCGAAUGAUAUUAUGCCUCCUCAGCGUGAUACGAACUUCUUGAGUGCCAUGGACACAUUUGCUAGGGAAAGAGUGCCGACCCCAAUCAGCAGCCAUUUCGACAAUCGUGUCACGGAUUUGCCAAGUGUCCCGCGACAUCAAUUUCCGCCUUUGCGCACGAAUCUUAGUCCGAUGAUCGAGCAGGACGCCUGGAUCGGUCGAGAUGGCCUGCCAAGUCCCGUUGAGGAUCACGACAUGGACAGCAUGAUGGUAGAUCAGAGUGAUGAAAUGAACCAAGGCCAACCCACCAACUCCCAGGCGGAAGAAGGAUAUGGACUGCAAAUGGACGGGAAUUCGAGCCCUGGCAGGUCAAGGACGGCAAGACUUCACAUGGGCUUUCUCAACGGCUGUGACAAAUGCAUCCAGAAGGUACCGGGACACUACAGCCACAUUCUAUGGUCCUGAAAGAGAAGCAUGAUAUGUGUAUUUGCAUGAUAAAGAUGAUGAUACGAUGGUUUAUGAGGGCACGACGAUACGUUUUAUCACCCUAGAAAGAUUUGUUAUUGAUGAGUGUGGGAUGAGGGCGUUACGUGGCUCUUUCACGUUACCGGUUCUGCGUCCUGGAGGAUUUCGAUUCCAAAGUAGAUUCAUACCACCGUUUGAGAUGGUGAUCGCCCCAUAAGCAAUGAAAGGCAUGACUUCAAAC
Exophiala xenobiotica is the source of this 1514-nucleotide messenger RNA. RefSeq lists its product as uncharacterized. The coding region runs from base 392 to 1273 and encodes 293 amino acids. The record is from RefSeq and is a predicted model, not a curated record. Lineage: Eukaryota; Fungi; Ascomycota; Eurotiomycetes; Chaetothyriales; Herpotrichiellaceae. The transcript has a single exon.